Chlamydomonas reinhardtii is the source of this 3183-nucleotide messenger RNA. RefSeq lists its product as uncharacterized. The coding region runs from base 134 to 1678 and encodes 514 amino acids. Lineage: Eukaryota; Viridiplantae; Chlorophyta; Chlorophyceae; Chlamydomonadales; Chlamydomonadaceae. The transcript has 2 exons. The record is from RefSeq and is a predicted model, not a curated record.
GCUUUGUUCACAUUGCUCACACGCAACGCCGCGUUUAAGACUGCUGGGUCGAUUCGGCGUCGUUCCGGCUCUCCAGCGAGACGCUUCGCCUGCUACUGCAACACGAGGCGUCGGCCUGUCACCAGGCUCCAACAUGGGCCUCAGAGAACUUGUCCUGGGCGGUCCGCUGGGUAGGAAAGAUGCGCUAGGCGCUAAAUGCGCACGAAUUGACAGUUUAGGUCUGGCAAGAAGGCGUCUUGCCAAGGGUAAAGAGCAAGAGGAGCUUGGGAUUGAAGAGCCGGGGCCGGAUGACGGUGAGGUGCCAGCAGCAAGCGCCGAGGAGGUCGCAUUGCAGCCUGCAGAGGAAGGGGACGUCGACUCGGACGCGGAGCUCAAGACACCGCUGGCAAACCGUCACCUGAACGACUCACUGCGCCUGGCUCGCCGUCGGUUUCGGGAGCGGGCAAGCAUAGACAUCGGCGCAACGGCGCGGUCUGGUGCGGGGCCAAGUAACCUGGCGAACGCUGGCAUCCAGCGCGCCUCCUGGUCUUCCUCAGGGACGCCGCAAGCAGGCGAUGCAGAGCGUCACGCAGCAGCAGGCGCCGCAGGCAGUCUUGCCGACACGGCUCGCCAGUCUCGCUCGUCCAGCCCGACGCGUGAGGCAUCGCACCAAGUGCGGUUCCGGCGCGCCUCAGACGGCGAGUACCUCACCCGCCGGCGCAAAAGCUCGGACAGCAGUCGGGCGCCGGGGGCGGUGGGCGCCGCGGCCGCGGCCAUGGGCCGCCUGUUCCGGAAGCUCACAGCAAACCUGGGCACGGAGACCUCCGGGCAGCGGCCCCGCUCCGCCACGCCCUCACGCGGCGCGUCGCCCGCCCGCAGCCGCCGCAGCAGCGGCCACGGCGCCGGCGGCGGCACCAGCGGCUCCCACCACAGUGACCGCGCCCAGUCCGCCAGCUCGCAGCGGCGCCGCCGCAGCAGCAGCGACAAUGUGGCCGACCCCGGCUCGCAGCCGCCGGCGGCCUCGGCGGGCUCGGCCUCCGCAGCCUUGGCGUCCACCAUCAGUCGUCGCAACAAGCGCGCAUCGGCGCCCGGCGAGAUAUUCUUUUCAGUGGGUAGCGGCAGCGCUGCCGACGUGCCGUCGCCGCCGCAGGGCACGCGCCCUGGCAGCGCGGUGGCGGCGGCGCGGGACGGCAUCACCAAGGGCAAGAACUGGCUGGCGCGGCUGUCGCGAGGUCUGACCACCGCCAGCAGCGGGCACGGCAGCAGCGCCGCCGGCGUCACGCCGCCGCGGCCCGCCACGGCGCAUCCAGCAGGAGGCGGCGGAGGAGGAGGAGGCAGCGCACGGUCGUCAUCGCCGCUGCCGCCAGUGGCCGCCGGUGCCGUCGUGGCGGAAGCGCCCAGGUCGCCGCACCACCACAGCGGCCCCGUCGGCCGGGCCCUGGGGCUCUUUGCGCGGCGCUCGGACCCACCCGCCGCCGGCGCCUCUGCCGCUGGCGGCCCGGAGCCGGCCAAGUCAGCGAAGGCCCGCGCCCAGCAGUCCGGGCCGGCGACUGCGGCGGCGGCGGCGGCUCUUGCCGACGACGACGACGACGACACAACGGCUGCGGACGAGACAGGAGGGCCCGGAGCGGGGACAUUGGCGGAGGCUGCGGGCGGUUCGCCAACGGCGGCGUCCGUGCCCGUGCCGGCCAUGCCUUAGGGUUGCAGUCGACGGCGGCAGUAGCGGCGGCGGCAGGGCAGUGGCGGCGGUAGCGGCGCGGCCCUUGAGCAACAGGCGCGAGCAAGCGAGCGAAAGGACAUGAGACAGGAACCACCAGGGCGCGUGUUUGAGGCCUUCUCGAUCCUACAUCAGCAUAAGACAGGUGCCGACGGGUUCCGCCCACCCCGCUGGUCAGAUGUGCAUGACGCGGCAGCGGUGAGGUGUGCUCGAGUCGGCCGUCCUGGCGCCGGGCCAGGCCAGGCCGAGCAUGGCACAGCACAGCAGCACAGCGUGGCAGCGUGGAGCUUGCAGCAGCGCUGGUGAUGGCGGCGGCGAUGGCGUGUGCCGCCUCGCUCUUGGGCAGUAAUAAAAUGCCAUGCACCGAAGUGUGUGUGCGUGUGCGUCGAUGGGCUCGCUCACAGAGGCAUUGGCGGUGGCAGCAAGCGGCAGGCAGUGUGGGGCUCGAUGACGGGCCGCUGUACCGACGCGAACGCCAAUCGCAAUGGUUCGUCUGCAAACGGCGAGGGCUGAAAUGGAUACUGGCAUUCGUAUAUAAACGCUCUGCUUCUUACUUUGCGGCCACCCGCGCGUAGCGGUGGUCGGGUACAUGGCGAGUGGCGGACGGCCGCGCGGGGUCUGUAGCGCGCGGCACGCUAGUUUCGUGAAUAAUAAUUCAAAGCGCUUCCUGUUGUGCAGUGCAGGGGUAUGCGUCUGUGCUGAUAGCAAGCAUUGUUGCCACAGCCGUGAGCCAAGUAAGUAGGGAAGGAAGCGCCCGCGGGAAGUGGCCCGCUGCAGCAUCCGGCUGUGCUGGGGCCUCGUGGCUUUGCGGCACGGCUGCGCUGAGGCGUUGGCCUCUCGUUUGUUCGUAUAAAUUAUGGCGCUUGCCGGUGAGUGCUUAAUAUGACAGGAAGGCGGGCGAGGGUACGUGUGCGGUGCUGGCACACCGCCCGAUGCCCCCUGAUGUAAUAGCAGGGGGUUUGUUUUGGUUGGUUACUAGCGGUACUUUCAAUGUCGUGGUGGUGUUAAUUCAGUGUCGUGGCGAAUGUGGCUCCCAGAGGAUGGAAGCCGAGCGCGGGGGUGACGUCAACGCAGCAGCAAGCUUUUCUGAGCUUCGCAAUCCAUGCAUAUUACUGGGUAUCACUGGUCUGCGUAGUGGGCGCGGCGGCAAUGGUGGUUGCUGCAGGCAAUGCCGCGGGCGCACAAAUCCGCAUCAGGUGCCGCGCACCGCGGCUGGCCGCCCUGUCGCUGCUUGUAAUGUCGCAUUCAUAAGGAGGCGUCAAAUGGUCUCCUAGGGGCUAGGAAUGGCUGUGCGAUGGGACAGUGGUAAGGCAUGUUGGUGAAGUCCCGUAGGGUGCAGCUAUUUCCCAGACCCCAGCAGAUGGCAAACAAAUUUGCAACGGCAGGGCAGGAGUGCGCCUGUGCGCGGCUGGUCAAACGCCGGAGUUACUGUACCCAGGGACCAGGGUCAAGACCAGGGUGCUCGUUCCAUUUGAAUCAUGGGGUCA